Molecule: messenger RNA, 1262 nt
Organism: Notothenia coriiceps (black rockcod)
Lineage: Eukaryota; Metazoa; Chordata; Actinopteri; Perciformes; Nototheniidae
Product: protein LCHN-like
Exons: 6
Coding region: 246-1262 (338 amino acids)
Cellular component (GO): cytoplasm
Source: RefSeq, a predicted model, not a curated record
AGGAGUUGCCCUCUCUCAACAGCAUCACAUUAUGAUCACCUCAGACAAGAAAGAUUUUGGAGAUAGAUGUAAAAGCUGCUUCAUGCAAUAUUAAUUUGAUGCAAAAUGCAACCCUUCUGAACAGUUUAGAAUAACUUUAUAAUGCGGGAAUUGCUCUGAGCUUUAAUUAUCAACGGAUGGACCUGGUGCCUGUCGGCUGAGACAUCAUUUACGAGCGGCGGUGAGACAGACGAGGCGGGACCGGGAUGGUGGAGCGGUCGGACCGAGCCCCUCUGCUGGACUGGGAGGAGAUUCCGUCCGCGGAGAAGCCCGGAGGAACAGUACCGGUGGCAGCACAGGUCAAGGACCGACUGGCGAGCCCCUCCAACAACCGUACCUCACCAGGAUGCUCGGCGCAGGGGUGGAGCAGCGGACCAGGGGGUUCCACUUCCAGCAGGUCUGUCCCCGACGGCUGCAGCGCCCCACCCGCGACCUCCAGCACCUCGGCGGGCAAAGAUGAAGCCCUGCAUGCCAACAACGAGGAGCAUCUUUCGGAUUCAGGAUCGACAGAGGAGUCGUUGGAUGACAGGAUGGUGAAAUGGGAGGAAAAGGACCAGAUCGUGUCGGUCUUUGUGGUUGCGUUCAAUACCAGAUCAGGAAACAUGCUGGAGUGGUGUCUGCCCAAAGACAUGGACCUGGAGGGAGUGGAGUUCAAAGCCAUCGCCAGCGGCUCCCACAGGGUCACCACAGACUUCAUAUACUUCCGGAAGGGCUCUUACUUUGGGCUCGCCUGCUUUGCCAACAUGCCGGUGGAGAGCGUGGUGGAGCGGGGCGCGAGGAUGAAGUCGGUAGGGAUCCUGUCGCCUUCCUACACCCUGCUCUACCGCUACAUGAGCUUUCUGGAGCAUCAGGUCAGGCUCCAGCUUCAGACCCCAGGCCACUACUCUCCUCUGGAGGCUUUCUAUGAGGACAAGAGAGCAAUACUGCCCCCCAGUGGUGAUGGUGUUGUUAGUGCAUGUCCAGCCAACGCCUGGGGGGCUGCAAUCAACCACAGCAUGCACCCUGAGAUGAAGAUCACCCACCCUGCAGGCUGCAUGUCCCAGUUCAUCCGCUUCUUUGGGGAGCAGAUCAUGGUGCUGUGGAAACUGGCUCUCCUCCGCAGGCGCAUCCUCAUCUUCUCCCCUCCACCUGUGGGCGUGGUCUGCUACAGAGGACACGGAGCUAAACCUUCCUCCUCCAAGACCGGUCCCACGUACUUAUCAACCACUACCCAAAGUGUCUAG